UAUUUAUAUUAUUACAUAAAUAUUGAGGUUUAUUAUAAGUUAGAUAUGGAGCGAGGAGACGAAGGAGCACAACAAGAUGAUCAGGAGAAGCGGAACGGAGGAAUCGAUACGACAAGUGGCAAGUUAGGAUUGGUGAAGGAGGCUGUGGCUUUGUUUGAGGAGAGAGUUCAUGCUGGAGACUCUGAUCAUGUCAAUAAGGUUCAACAGAUUAGUAAAGCAAGAAGUGAAGGGGAGCAUGUAACUUGUAAAGUGACACUAGAGUUAGAGUUAAAGGAGACUAAACAAAAUCUUCAAAGAGCUAUUGAUGAAGGUAUGGUAAUGGCAACUUGCCUCUCCAUUUUACAAAAUGAGCUUGAGCAGACAAAGCGCGAGCUUCAACAGCUGAAGCAAAAAGAACAAUGUUUUAAGUACCAAUCAAUUACUGGACCAGCUGAAGAAGAUUGGGUUGAAAAAGAUGUCAAGCAUGUCGAGGAUGUAACUAAAUUUGAAGCGAAGCCAGAGCUAAUCAUGAAUCUUCAGAAAGAGCCCGAGUUUCAGAAAAACCAUGGCGCCAUUGCAAAUGUACUGGAGAGACACCCUUCACUCAGGACAAAGAAAAAGAAGCCGCUAUUAGGGAGAAUUUUUUCUCGGAGAAAAGGUCACUAAAAA
Molecule: messenger RNA, 648 nt
Organism: Daucus carota subsp. sativus
Lineage: Eukaryota; Viridiplantae; Streptophyta; Magnoliopsida; Apiales; Apiaceae
Product: WEB family protein At1g75720
Exons: 2
Coding region: 46-645 (199 amino acids)
Source: RefSeq, a predicted model, not a curated record